GGAAGACAAAUGUGCCUAAUCAGCCAUUGCCACAAGCCCUAAUCUCGUCCACCUUCCAUGCAGCCUCACCGAUCGUAGCAACGCAGCUGGAGACUCCCAAGGUGACAGAUCCAUCACCGCACGGUGUUUUGCAUAUUUUCAAGUUUAGAGCCGACGUCGACGAGUUUCGCAGGGCGAGGGGAGGAAGCAGAAGAAGUUGUGGCCGGUUUGCGGCGGAAGGUUUGCAUUGGGUCGAGCUCAUGGAGCGAGCUCUUGCGCGCUUGUUGCUGCGGACCCACGCCAUCCGCGGGUCCCGGAUCGCGCUUCGUCAGAGGGGAUCUUCGAGAACGUUACCACAAUUACGGCAUUGUGUUGCUGCUUUUUCUUCAGAUAUCUUCCCGCGAAAUGGUUUGAGGGUUCUGUUUGCUGCUAAGACAAGGCCAGCUUGGCUGGGGUGGAACAGAGGCUAUGCAGAUGUAAAGGGUGCCCCCAACGAAAUCGUUGUUCCGUUCAUGGGAGAUUCAGUGCCAGAUGGCAACCUUGCUUCAGUAUUGAAGAAUGUCGGGGAUUCCGUGGUGGUUGAUGAGAUUGUUGCCCAGAUUGAGACCGAUAAGGUUACAAUCGAUGUGCGAAGCUCAGUCGCUGGAAGAAUCGAACAGAUUUUAGCCAGACAAGGAGACACAGUUACUCCUGGAACGAAAGUUGCAAUUGUGGCCAUAGGAGAACCUAGGGCUGCGUCUCCUCCUGGUCCUACAGCAUUUACCACUCCAUCUCCGAGAGCACCAGCAGCAGCAUCUCCUGCAGUAACAGUAGCUCCUCCGCCACCAAAACCAGGACCAGUAAAGGUUGAUGCUGCUGCUGCUGCUUCGCCCAAAGCUGAUGACCUUUCAUCACCUAAACGUGCAGCAAUACCUCAGCUUCAGGGCGGAGAGCGAAGGGUUCCAAUGACUAGGUUACGAAAACGAGUGGCUACUCGAUUGAAGGAUUCUCAAAACACUUUUGCGCUCCUCACAACUUUCAACGAGCUUGAUAUGGGUAACCUGAUGGAGUUGCGUUCUCAACAUAAGGACACGUUUCUGGAAAAGCAUGGUGUGAAACUAGGAUUUAUGUCUGGGUUUGUGAAGGCAGCUGUGAGUGCACUUAAGCAAUUUCCUGCAGUAAAUGCGGUAAUCGAUGGAGAUGAUAUCAUAUACAGAGACUACAUUGACAUCAGCAUUGCUGUUGGAACUAAAAAGGGACUUGUGGUGCCUGUUCUUCGAGGGGUCGAUGGCAUGAACUUUGCACAGAUAGAGAAAAUGAUAAACAUGUUAGGGAAGAAGGCUAAUGAUGGGAGCAUAACCAUUGAUGAUAUGGCGGGAGGAACUUUUACUAUCUCUAAUGGUGGUGUUUAUGGGAGUCUCAUAAGCACUCCUAUUAUCAACCCUCCUCAAUCCGCAAUUCUGGGAAUGCACUCUAUUGUGAAGCGCCCAAUGGUUGUUGGAAAGGACAUUAUUGCUAGACCUAUGAUGUAUGUGGCACUCACGUAUGAUCACAGGCUUAUAGAUGGGCGAGAAGCUGUCUUAUUUCUCCGUGCGGUGAAAGAUAAUGUGGAAGAUCCGAGACGUCUACUUCUAGAUAUUUAAGGUAGUUGAAAAACUAAAGGUUUGAUGUUAGGCUCACGGAUGGAAGAAGGGCCAAUUUCUUGGCACUCUUUGUUGAGAAAUGAGGGUGAGAAGUUGCAUAACACCAGUUCACGAUGUACGGAGGUGUUUGGAUCAGAAAUCGUGAUUUUGGAUGGAAGGUUGGUAUCUGUGUAAGUUGCCAUAGUUCUUAAAUUGAUUUUGCACUUUAAUAACAGUCCUUGAACAAA
Messenger RNA from Physcomitrium patens, 1828 nucleotides. RefSeq names its product dihydrolipoyllysine-residue succinyltransferase component of 2-oxoglutarate dehydrogenase complex 2, mitochondrial. The record is from RefSeq and is a predicted model, not a curated record. Gene Ontology annotation, molecular function: dihydrolipoyllysine-residue succinyltransferase activity. Lineage: Eukaryota; Viridiplantae; Streptophyta; Bryopsida; Funariales; Funariaceae. Gene Ontology annotation, cellular component: oxoglutarate dehydrogenase complex; mitochondrion. Gene Ontology annotation, biological process: tricarboxylic acid cycle.